GGAUGUGACUGCCAGGCCAGGAAGCCACGGAAAAGUCCUGAGUAAAGCACACAAACAAAAGCCAGGUCCUCACCCCGUUUGGUGAUGGGUCCAGAGCUGCCGUGGGGCUUCGGGCCGGGCCGGGGGCCCAGCUGAGCAGAGUUUGCGCCCCAGCACAGGUCAAUGACCUCCAUGACCUCCACCCCCUGCUGGAGCAAAGAGCCGGAACCAGCCUCUGACCCAUCCUGGCGCCCUGACGGACCCGCCACAAGGACAGAGAGGGCGUCCUGCCUAGCCCUGGGGUCCGGUCUGCGCAGCGGAGGAGCCCGCUCAGCCAGGGGUGGCGCCGUGCCCAGCUCGCCCCAGGAGGCCCCGGUCAGACCAUGGCAGGUGCCUGCAGCAGGCCCCCCGACUUCCUCUCCCCUUCUGGGGCCCAGGCCCUGGCGCCGGCCCCGGGCAGCGCGGUCACUCUGAACUGCACGGCCUGGGUGGUCUCUCCGCCCCACUGUCCUCUGCCCUCAAUCCAGUGGCUAAAAGAUGGGCUGCCGCUGGGCAAUGGGAGCCAUUUUGACCUUCGGGAGGACUCCUGGGCGGAGGCCAACUUGUCGCAGGUGCUUGUGUCCAGCGUCCUGGGGGUCAACCUGACCCGUGCUGAGGACUACGGGGCCUUCAGCUGCUCCGUCCGGAACGUCAGCUCCUCCUCCUUCACUCUCUGGAGAGCUGGCCCGGCGGGCCACCUGGCUGCGGUGCUGGCCUCACUGCUGGUCCUGCUGACCCUGCUGCUGGCGGCCCUGCUCUACGUGAGGUGCCGUCUCAACGUGCAGCUCUGGUACCAAGACAACUACGGGGAGGUGGAGAUGAACGAUGGGAAGCUCUACGACGCCUACGUCUCCUACAGCGACAGCCCCGAAGAUCGUAAGUUCGUGAACUUCAUCCUGAAGCCGCAGCUGGAGCGGCGUCGGGGCUACAAGCUCUUCCUGGACGACCGCGACCUCCUGCCUCGGGCAGAGCCCUCCGCCGACCUCCUGGUGAACCUGAGCCGCUGCCGGCGCCUCGUCGUGGUGCUGUCGGACGCCUUCCUGGGGCGGGCCUGGUGCAGCCACAGUUUCCGGGAGGGCCUGUGCCGGCUGCUGGAGCUCACGCGCAGACCCAUCUUCAUCACCUUCGAGGGCCAGCGGCGCGACCCCGUGCACCCUGCGCUGCUCCUGCUGCGCCAGCACCGCCACCUGGUGACCCUGCUGCGCUGGAGGCCCGGCUCCGUGACGCCUUCCUCUGAUUUUUGGAAAGAGCUGCAGUUGGCGCUGCCGCGGAAGGUGCAGUACAGAACAAGGGAGGGAGACCCCCAGACCCGGCUGCAGGAUGACAAGGACCCCAUGCUGAUUGUGCGAGGCCAUGCUUCGCAGGGUCGGACCCUGGACCCAGAGCUGGACCCCGACCCCGAAGGGGACCUGGGUGUCCGAGGGCCUGUCUUUGGGGAGCCGCCAGCUCCACCGCAGGCCAGUGGGGUGCCGCCGGGAGAGGCCCGGGGCAGCGAGGUGGAUGUCUCGGACCUCGGCUCUCGCAACUACAGCGCCCGCACGGACUUCUACUGCCUGGUGUCCGAGGAGGACAUGUAGCCGGCCCCAGCCUCCGGCGGAGCCGCAGGAUGACGUGCGCCCUGCCUGCCUGUGGCCCCGGACCCCCAGGGCCUGUCCUGGGGCCAGAGAAAUAAAGUCUUUUU
This is a messenger RNA of Pteronotus mesoamericanus, 1699 nucleotides long. RefSeq names its product single Ig and TIR domain containing (gene SIGIRR). Lineage: Eukaryota; Metazoa; Chordata; Mammalia; Chiroptera; Mormoopidae. The transcript is spliced from 10 exons. Gene Ontology annotation, biological process: signal transduction. The coding region runs from base 363 to 1595 and encodes 410 amino acids. The record is from RefSeq and is a predicted model, not a curated record.